GUCAGUGUCAAAACUCGAAAUUAAUGUCAAAAUUACGAUUUUUUUAACUUUUUAUAAAAGAUGACUGAAAAACAAGUAGGAUUUUUGUAUAAAGUAGCUACCAGAUUAGCAACUGUGCCAAAAGACGAUUCGCAAAUACAGCAUCUUAGAAGUUAUUAUCUGCUGAGGUGUUUUGAAAUAACAAAGGGUUAUGGAUUACCACAGCAGCAAUUCUCAGUCAAAAGUCGAUGUCCACAUUGUUGUUUAGAAUGGACAAGAAAUACUGAGACUAAAGUAAAAUCAUUACAUCUCAGUAAAAGACAACGAAAAAGAAUAAAGACAAAUAAAUCGAAGAAAGAUUUAUUGCAUAGCAAUAGGCUUGAACAAAUUUGUUCAUUUUGCAAACACACUACAAUUAGGACAGUUUUAAAACCAAAAUUUAAUGAUAAGGUACUCAAAAAAGUAGAAACAAGUACAAUAAAAAGCAAGAAAUCAAAUGUAAUAGAAAAAAAAGAAGACCAAAAGGCAAUAGAAAAAAGUCAAAUAUUAAAUGCAUAUGUAAAAUCUAAGGAUGUGUUUUCUCUAAGCAACAAACACAAUACAUUGGCUAACACAAUUAAGGAACAACCAAAAAUAAUCAAAAACAAUAAAAAGAAGAAAGAUAAAUUUGCAGGUUUAUGUAAAAAAGCAGUGCUGGCUUCUGCAAAAUUGAAAGUUGAAAAAGAAAAGCCCAGUAACAUUUCUUUAUUUCUUAAACCAUGUUCAUAGAAAUCUCUUCUUACUGCAUUACAAAUAAAUGUGGUAUAAAGUUAAACUAAGGAAUAAAAUGAGUAUAAGCAAAAUUUUUCCU
Papilio polytes (common Mormon) is the source of this 829-nucleotide messenger RNA. RefSeq lists its product as uncharacterized. NCBI's taxonomy places the organism in Eukaryota, Metazoa, Arthropoda, Insecta, Lepidoptera, Papilionidae. The coding region runs from base 61 to 747 and encodes 228 amino acids. The transcript is spliced from 4 exons. The record is from RefSeq and is a predicted model, not a curated record.